Megalobrama amblycephala (Wuchang bream) is the source of this 2042-nucleotide messenger RNA. Its product is annotated as trace amine-associated receptor 13c-like. Gene Ontology annotation, molecular function: trace-amine receptor activity. Bases 206 to 1186 code for a protein of 326 amino acids. The transcript has a single exon. Gene Ontology annotation, biological process: G protein-coupled receptor signaling pathway. Lineage: Eukaryota; Metazoa; Chordata; Actinopteri; Cypriniformes; Xenocyprididae. The record is from RefSeq and is a predicted model, not a curated record. Gene Ontology annotation, cellular component: membrane.
UGUAUAUUCUCUUCCCUUGAUGCUGCUGGUCUUGGAAAGAGUCAAGAUGUCAAGUGUAUAAAAAGGCAGCAUAGAUUGUAGCACGUCUUUAUUGUUGAGCCUCCAGGAGUGACUGUGUUUCAGUGAGGAGCAGUUCAGAGCUGUUGGAGAGCUUUAUUUGAAGGGAACAACACUAUGUUUGGGUGUUUUUUCCAAGUACUUCAGAAUGAAUUUCACAGCAUUGAACCAAACUGAUGGCUGUCAGGAAUAUUUCUGUCCAGAGAGAUCUGUUUCUUUAUCUGUCUAUGUGAUUCUGUAUGUGGCAGCAGCAGCUGUGGCUCUUCUGACCGUGUGUGGAAACCUGCUGGUCAUCAUCUCUGUUAGUCACUUCAAGCAGCUCCACACACCUGCUAACAUCCUCAUCCUCUCUUUGGCUGUGUCUGAUCUGCUGGUCGGAGUUUUUGUGAUGCCACUUUAUUUGUCUUGGCUCAUCGAGUCUUGUUGGACUUCUGGAACAGUGAUGUGUUCAUUUUUAAAAUUUGCAAAUUUUCAAGCAACAAGCGUGUCUGUUCACACUGUGACUCUAAUCGCAGUUGAUCGGUUUUUGGCUUUAAGUUAUCCUUUUUUUUAUUCUGAGAAAAUCUCACCCACUGUGAUCUGCAUUGCAACUUUAUUUAACUGGCUGUUUUCUCUCCUUUAUAACUUCACUCUUCUCUUCAUUAAUGGAAACUUCACUGAUGUCACAUGUCCAGGAGAAUGUGUUUCUUUUGUAGAUGAGGUUUCAUCCUUCAUUGAUCUCCUGAUUGUGUUUCUUGUGCCAUGUACACUCAUCAUAAUAUUAUACACUCAUGUUUUUGUCAUUGCUAAGAAACAUGCGACUGCUAUAAGAGCCCUUCAGGUUCACAACAGCACCUCUAAAAACAGAGUCAGUGACAAAUCAGAGCGAAAAGCUGCGAUUCUGCUGGGGAUUCUGGUCUUUGUGUUUCUUCUGUGUUUACUGCCAUAUUAUAUUUGUUCUUUAGUGGUUUCAUAUAGUAAUGCUGACAUGUUUUUUGUCAGAGAUGUUGCUGUAAUAUGUUUUUUCCUAAACUCCACUGUUAAUCCCAUCAUUUAUGCCUUAUUCUAUCCCUGGUUUCAGAAAAGCUUAAAAUUAAUUUUCACAUUUAAAGUGUUUAAUAAAGCCUCCUCUCUGAUGAAUGUGCUGUAAGAGAUUGAAUGUAAGACAGAAUGUUUCUCCUCUUUUCUCCAGUUGUUUAUUUUCAUAUAUACUUUGUCUAUAGGUUAAUGUAGUUUAUUUUGUCAUAUUAAACAUGAGUCUUGACUACAAAACAGCUAUUGAAUUUCCUCAAAUUAUCGAAAUACAGUUCAGUUAUCACACAUUGACUUUUUUUAACAACAGGCUCCAAUUGUACAGUGCUAAAACAUGGGUUAAGGAGACUGAGACAUAGCACAAAAUGGCAAAAGUGUAUAGGCUAUGUGAACUUUUUUUUUUUUUUGGAUUAUAAGUAUCCCAAACCAGGCCUUACACAAUAAAAAUUUCAAUAACUUGGUCACAAACUAAAAGCUCUGGUGGAUUCAGAGCUUCUAAUAUUUCUUAGAAUAACUUGUUCGAAUCAUUCAAACUGAAAACUUGUUUCAUUAAUAGAGUCAACUUGAGUCACAAUUUGUGAAUCAAAUUAAGCCAAAGGGAAUAUGAGGGUAAAAAAUAAUGGGUCACAUUCUGUAAUACUUUCUCUGAUUUGCGUAUUUGUGUGCAGAAAAAGUUUCUGCCGGAUUCACAACAGGCAAGUUGCCGCAUAAAUUUGUUCUUAUAUUGUUAAUGUUGAUGAUUCAAUAGGCCUAUAUAUUCUAAAUGAGGGAGCACUUGCCAAAGAUUUGAAUAAAACAGGUUCAAACCAUGUCCAUGAUAGAAGGGCUUUAAAACCUAAUAAACACAUUUUAUAUAGACCCAGAAUAGGAUACAUGUGAUCGCAUUUCAAACCUCUCAUUUGCUGGCUGUGCAUACGCCAAUACAGACUGCAUUUAUUGUCAUUUUUAAAUUGUUACAAGGAAAUAAUAAAUAC